AUGUCUUCAGCGUGGAAGCCUCCCCGUGGAUCAGAUGCAAUGCCUGAGACCGUGGUGAAAAUCAUCGGAAGCAAACACUUUCAGUACCUCAUGGAGAAGCCCAAGAUCAACGAGAAUGAGAACGUGAAGGCGGAAACUCAAAGGGUGUUCCAGAAAUCUGCGACUGGUAAUACAAGGCAGAUGAGUAGAGACUCCCCAGCUCCUAGUAAUCCCACUGAUGAUCAGACUGAUCACGACCCAGAUGAUGGGCAAGAGAGCAAGCACCCAGAGAACAAUCAGAAACCAGAGGACAACCAGAAGCUCCUACCAGGAGUACUCGGCAGCAGACUUCUGGAUGGUCAACACCCCUCGCAGGCAAAUGUUUACUGCAGCUCUGUACCGACUGGAGACCAGUCCCUGUCCUAUAUCCAUGGCCUCCCCAGGAGAAAACGUCGAGACUGGCCCUUGGAGCAGAUGGCAAGGGGAGGCUCUCACCAGCCUGAGGAUAUCGGCCAGAGGCCAAGUGGAAUGACAAAGGAAGACACUUUUCUUCUUGCCCUGGUCAGAAGAGAACUCAAGUCCCACCCUUUGAGGUCUGGCCUAUUAGACAAGCUGCAAAAAGAGCUGAAAAUCCUGGAUCCUGUCUCUUCUGGAUUCCUUCUUCAGCCUCAGCUGAGCCGCCUGCUCCUGAAGCAUGAAGUCCCUCUGCAGUUACCAACAGUCCAGAUCCUCUGCCAGAGGUUUUGCAGGAGUGGCUCUCUCGAACUGGUGAACUAUGAAAAGCUUCUCUGUUUUUUAAAAGUGGCAGCUUCAGAUGAUCCACAGCAAAGCAGAAGAGCUGUGGACAGCAGCCCGGAGGAAGCUCAGGGUGGGAACCAUCACAGCGAAAGUACUGCCCCUCGAGAUGCGCACGCGCAGUCAGAAGUGAACCGGAGCCUGGUGGAGAUCUUAAAGAUGGCACUGAGGGCAACCAACGGCAGGCUCAACCUGGAGAGGCUCAAUCUGAGUUUUCAAAAAGAAGACCGCGCGUUCUCAGGCUUCCUGCCCCCACCCAAGGUCAGGGCUGUAUGUGGGAAACACGGAUUAUAUUUGACUCUGAGUCUUCUGGAAACAUUGCUUAGCCACCAAGACUUGGCUCACCAGAAUGAAAUAAAAUGGCAGAAUUUUGUUGAGUUGUUGAGCAGAGCUUCCUCUGACUCGUCAUUUGAUUUGCCUACAGGGAAGAAAGGAAAGGAAACCUAUGCCGUUUCAGCGCAGGCUGGAGUUCCUGAGAGGUCUCAAGGCAAGACCGACCAUAUGAAAUCUCCAGAGGAGGAGCUGCAGCCAGAAAACCUUCCUGCUGAGACUUCAGCCCCCAAAGAUCCCCCGAGCUCUCUGAUGAUCCGGCCAGUCUCACAGCCUUUUGUGAGUCCAGCGAUGAAGCAUAAGUCUGAAGAAUGUGAGACAUGGAUCGACAGGUUCAGGAAGCUCGAAAAUGCCCUCUACCUGUGUGAUCUGAGUAAUACAGGAGUCCUGGAGAAGGAACGAGCCAGGCGCCUCAUUCACAACUACAACCUCAUUUACAACCUGUCCCUGAGCCCUCGGAAAAUAGACCAGGCCUUGAAGAGAUUUCGUUCGGGAGGAAAUACGCUCUUAGAACCAGCGCUCCAGUACUUAAAGGAGCUGUGA
Messenger RNA from Molossus molossus (Pallas's mastiff bat), 1647 nucleotides. It is a transcript of the gene CUNH1orf87, whose product is annotated as chromosome unknown C1orf87 homolog. Lineage: Eukaryota; Metazoa; Chordata; Mammalia; Chiroptera; Molossidae. The record is from RefSeq and is a predicted model, not a curated record. The transcript is spliced from 12 exons. Bases 1 to 1647 code for a protein of 548 amino acids.